Fulvia fulva is the source of this 654-nucleotide messenger RNA. RefSeq names its product 60S ribosomal protein L10a. Gene Ontology annotation, cellular component: large ribosomal subunit. NCBI's taxonomy places the organism in Eukaryota, Fungi, Ascomycota, Dothideomycetes, Mycosphaerellales, Mycosphaerellaceae. The record is from RefSeq and is a predicted model, not a curated record. Gene Ontology annotation, biological process: translation. Gene Ontology annotation, molecular function: RNA binding; structural constituent of ribosome. Bases 1 to 654 code for a protein of 217 amino acids. The transcript has 3 exons.
AUGUCGAAGAUCACGGUCGCUGGUGUGCGUACGAACGUACAAGCCCUCCUCGAGUACUCCAACGAGACCAAGAAGCGCAACUUCCUCGAGACUGUCGAGCUUCAGAUCGGCCUCAAGAACUACGACCCGCAGCGUGACAAGCGUUUCUCGGGUACCGUCAAGCUCCCAAAGGUCCCACGUCCAAACAUGAGCAUCUGCAUUCUCGGUGACCAGCACGAUAUCGAUCGUGCCAAGCACGGAGGUGUCGACGCCAUGUCUUCGGACGAUCUCAAGAAGCUCAACAAGAACAAGAAGUUGAUCAAGAAGCUCGCGCGCAAGUACGAUGCCUUCAUUGCUUCCGACUCCUUGAUCAAGCAGAUCCCCCGUCUCUUGGGCCCAGGUCUCUCCAAGGCCGGCAAGUUCCCAACCCCAGUCUCGCACGCCGACGAUCUCUCUGGCAAGAUCACCGAGGUCAAGUCCACCAUCAAGUUCCAGCUGAAGAAGGUUCUGUGCAUGGGUGUCGCAGUCGGCAACGUUGACAUGACGGAGGAUGAGCUCAUCGGAAACAUCAUGUUGGCCAUCAACUACCUCGUCUCCCUCCUGAAGAAGGGCUGGCAGAACGUGGGCAGCUUGACCAUCAAGGCCAGCAUGUCUCCACCAAAGCGUCUGUACUAG